Aureobasidium pullulans EXF-150 is the source of this 978-nucleotide messenger RNA. RefSeq lists its product as uncharacterized. The record is from RefSeq and is a predicted model, not a curated record. Bases 1 to 978 code for a protein of 325 amino acids. NCBI's taxonomy places the organism in Eukaryota, Fungi, Ascomycota, Dothideomycetes, Dothideales, Saccotheciaceae. The transcript has 3 exons.
AUGUAUCUUACAGUCUACUGCGUUCUUGCAGUUCUGAUUCUAAGGCUGGCAAGUGCUAUAGAUGAACCUUACGUGGGUCUAAGUUUAGGCUCGAGGACAGUCACACUUGCGAAUCUUACGGACAGCGGGAAUGUCUCUAUAAUCGCACAACUACCAGUGGAUAGCGCAUAUAUCUCGUGGUUUCAGCAGGCUGUCGAGCUUAAACCCAAAUACGAGAUACCCGCUGAUAACGCCGCCUUGAUCGAUGUCCUGCAAGCAGCUCGAAAUGUACUGGAAGCCGCGUCUGCAGAUAAUACUUACAUUUCCGUCAUCGCGCUGCCUUGGAAACUCAGGACGCACAAGCUAGAUGAAAUCAUUAUCGAUGCGUUGACCGAUGCCUCCAUGCUGGAUCCCAGACCGAAAGAAAUACUACGGCUUACCAUGAUCGAAACCAGACAUGUAGUGCAAAUCGCUUACGGCUUCGAUCUGCCACAAAACCUCGGACUGCCGAAAGACUUUGACUGGUCUGCGAAAGUUGAGCCUUUGGUCCUACACAUCGAGUACAACUGGAACUUCAUGGGCUUCCAACUUAUCCAUAUAUACAAGGCAGCAGCAUCUCUGGAGCACGACGCAAUGUUCAAAGGCUUUACAGAUGUAAACUAUCUCGGCACCGAUCAGAAAUCUGCAACUGGAAUCGAAAACCAGCUAUCAGCUUUCCUUGCCAAGCAUAUUCGUCCACCAGGUCCCUCCACACCUCCUGGCGAUCACUUCUACAUCCCAGACCUCCGUGCUGUCACAUUCUCCGGAGAUGCACCUCCCCACGCCUUCGAUGUUUUGCGGACCGCGGUCGAAAAAGUCAUGGGAGAUUAUCCAUACGCCCAACUGUAUGACACGAUCCGCCCCUCUGAGUUGUUUGCUGUGGGAGCGGCUAAGUAUGCGCAAUUCUUGGUUGAGUUCCAUCGUGAUUUCAAUCCGCAUGGUGGGCAUGAGGAGUUGUGA